AUGGUGCUCCGCUAUAAUAUAUACAGCUCCAGCUUAGUAGCUUCCUUGUUGGUAAUGAACACCGCCACGGAAAUUCUAACUUUAUUGGGAAACCUGACUGUCAUUGUGACUGUAGUUGCAUACAGGCAACUUUGGGUACCCACGAAUAUUCKGGUUGCAAGUUUGGCAGUUGCAGACUUCAUCAUCGGCCUCAUCUUGCAGACAAGUAAUGUAAUGAGUAUAUUCAGCGCUUUCACAAAUAGCAAGAGAGCGGUCCGCUGCACAGGGAAUCGUGAUUCAUAUUGUGCUAUAAUGUUAGAAUCGAUUGGUGUCGUAACCAUGACAGUUACUUUGGCUCACCUAUCGCUCAUAACACUUGAUAGAUACGCUGCCAUCGUUUAUCCCCUACGAUAUGUAACCAUCAUGACGAUAUCCCGUACCAAAAAGGCUGUGAUGUGCGCCUGGACGACCAGCUUUGUCUUUGGGUUCUUGGCGACGAUUCCUUCGCCUUUUACAAACGGAAUGAGAGCGCUAUGGAACCUAUUCAUGUUGCUAUCCUGUUUGUUCAUGAUUACUCUUUAUGGAAAGCUUUACUUUAUCUCGAGAAAACAUACCAAACAAAUCCGUGAUGAAAUCCAAUCUGUCAAUCCUGGAGCUGAAACUAAGGAAGAAAGACGAGGCCUGAUGACUAUUGCGAUAGUAACCGUAGCCAUGGUAACCAGCUAUUCAACGGUCGUUGCUCUAGAUAUUGAUAGCAAAAUAGCUUCAGGAGAAAGAGGAGAAACUGCCAAGCUCGUUCAUGAUAUCUUGACACAGUUCGCAAUCAUAUUGAUUCUCUUCAACUCUGCUCUCAACCCCCUGGCGUACUUCUUCAGGAGUCAAAAACUCAGGACUUACAGCCUUAAACUAUUCAAGUCCAUUCCCACAAGAAUACAGGAAUACUUUUGA
Messenger RNA from Actinia tenebrosa (Australian red waratah sea anemone), 927 nucleotides. RefSeq names its product trace amine-associated receptor 7d-like. Lineage: Eukaryota; Metazoa; Cnidaria; Anthozoa; Actiniaria; Actiniidae. Gene Ontology annotation, cellular component: membrane. Gene Ontology annotation, biological process: G protein-coupled receptor signaling pathway. Gene Ontology annotation, molecular function: G protein-coupled receptor activity. The record is from RefSeq and is a predicted model, not a curated record.